AUGUCUACUACUUUUCUUAAAGAUACUGAUGAAUCAAAAGAUGAUUGGACAGUCACUGUCAGAUUAUCUAGAUUGUCGGAAUGUAGGAAUUUCAGAAUGGGUGACGAACUUAUGAGCCUGGACAUGAUUUUUAUUGAUGAACAGAAAAAGAUUCUGAAUCAAGUUCCGAUUGAGAAGGAAAUGUUUGAGAAUAGAACAUCACUCCAACAUGUUACCAAUCUUGUGUGGCAUGAUGUUGAUGAGGUGAUGGAGUAUACAAUUAAGGCCAAGAUAAUUGAAGCUGAUGAUAGAUAUGGUUGGUGUUACAAUUCUUGCACCUAUUGCAAGAAGAAAAUCCCUGAUAUUAAUACCUAUUUAUAUUGUGAGAAAUGCAACAAAGAAUCAAAAUCUCCUCAGAUGAGAUACAAGGUGGAAAUGAGAGUGUCAGAUGGAACUGCCGAAGCAACUUUUAUAUUGUUUGAUACUGCAAGUAAUGGAGAACAUGGAUCACAAUCAUCGAUGUCAGACGUGAGUGAAUAUGAAAUACUGACACCAAAAAUCAAAGAUGUGUCUGGAAAAACGGUGGAAAGAGUUGAACCUGAUGAUGCUGAAAAUAGGAUAGACAAUUCUUGUAUAGACAUGUUAGACAGAUUGAAAGAGACGGAAAGAGGAAAUGAGAAGAAAGAAAGUGACGAUGAGAAUUUUAAAAGCAACAGUAGGAGUUACAAAAGCAAUCCAAGAAAAACGUUAAGGUCUCGAUAA
This is a messenger RNA of Pistacia vera, 741 nucleotides long. RefSeq lists its product as uncharacterized. NCBI's taxonomy places the organism in Eukaryota, Viridiplantae, Streptophyta, Magnoliopsida, Sapindales, Anacardiaceae. Bases 1 to 741 code for a protein of 246 amino acids. The transcript has 5 exons. The record is from RefSeq and is a predicted model, not a curated record.